This is a messenger RNA of Carica papaya (papaya), 3924 nucleotides long. NCBI's taxonomy places the organism in Eukaryota, Viridiplantae, Streptophyta, Magnoliopsida, Brassicales, Caricaceae. The record is from RefSeq and is a predicted model, not a curated record.
UUAUUUUAUCAAUAAAAAAGGAAUUUCAUGUUGUUGCAGCAUAUUCGUAAAUAUUUGCCAGAGUUGCUCUCUCUAAUUUCUGAGUUGUGGUCAUCAUUCUGUGUGCCAGCUGCCAAUCGCCCUUCACGUGGACUUCCGGUUUUGCAUCUAGUGGAGCAGCUUUGUUUGGCUCUCAACGAUGAGUUCAGGACAUAUCUUCCUGAUAUCCUUCCUUGUUGCAUUCAAGUUCUAAGUGAUGCAGAAAGGUGUAAUGAUUACACCUAUGUCCUAGAUAUACUUCACACCCUUGAGGUGUUUGGCGGGACAUUGGAUGAACAUAUGCAUCUGCUUCUUCCUGCACUUAUUCGAUUGUUUAAGAUGGAUGCAUCAGUAGAUAUAAGGCGUGCUUCUAUCAAAACUCUGACAAGGUUGAUCCCUCGUGUACAGGUUACUGGUCACAUCUCUGCCCUUGUGCAUCACUUGAAGCUAGUCUUGGAUGGAAAGAAUGACGAACUCCGUAAAGAUGCUGUUGAUGCACUUUGUUGUUUGGCUAUAGCUCUUGGGGAGGAUUUCACUAUUUUCAUUCCAUCAAUUCAUAAACUUCUACUGAAGCAUCGCUUGCGGCAUAAAGAUUUUGAGGAUAUUGAGGGGCGCUUGCGAAGACGUGAGCCAUUAAUUGUGGCAAGCACAGCAGCAGCACAGAGACUAAGUCGACGCCUUCCAGUUGAGGUGAUCAGUGACCCUUUAACUGAUAUGGAAAGUGACCCUUAUGAAGAUGGAACCGAUCUUCAGAGACAAGGUCGGGGUCAUCAGGUCAAUGAUGGUCGGUUACGUACUGCUGGGGAGGCUUCUCAGCGUAGUACGAGGGAAGACUGGGCAGAAUGGAUGAGGCAUUUUAGCAUUGAACUUCUAAAGGAAUCACCUUCCCCAGCAUUACGAACUUGUGCUAGACUCGCACAGUUGCAGCCUUUUGUUGGCCGAGAGUUGUUUGCUGCUGGUUUUGUUAGCUGUUGGGCGCAACUGAAUGAGGCCAGUCAAAAGCAGCUGGUUCGGAGUUUGGAGAUGGCAUUUUCUUCCCCAAAUAUUCCUCCUGAAAUUUUGGCCACACUUCUUAACUUGGCUGAGUUCAUGGAACACGAUGAGAAGCCCCUUCCGAUAGAUAUUCGUCUUCUUGGAGCUCUUGCAGAGAAGUGCCGUGCUUUUGCCAAGGCUUUGCAUUACAAAGAGAUGGAAUUUGAAGGUGCCCGUUCCAAAAAGAUGGAUGCUAAUCCUGUUGCUGUAGUUGAAGCUCUCAUACACAUAAAUAAUCAGUUACACCAACAUGAGGCUGCAGUUGGAAUAUUGACCUAUGCUCAACAGCACCUUGAUGUUAAAUUAAAAGAGUCAUGGUAUGAGAAGUUGCAACGAUGGGAUGAUGCUCUAAAGGCAUAUACCGGAAAAGCCUCUCAAGCAUCAAGCCCACAUGUUGUUCUAGAAGCAACUUUAGCCCCAGCUGAGCCAUCUGCUCGGCUAGAAAUGGCACCAUUGGCUGCACAUGCCGCUUGGAAUAUGGGUGAGUGGGAUCAAAUGGCAGAAUAUGUAUCUCGAUUAGAUGAUGGUGAUGAAACAAGACUUAGGGGUUUGGGAAAUACUACUGCUAGUGGUGAUGGAAGCAGUAAUGGUACAUUCUUCAGGGCCGUUUUAUUAGUUCGUCGGGGAAAGUAUGAUGAAGCACGUGAAUAUGUCGAGAGAGCUAGAAAAUGCCUGGCAACAGAACUUGCAGCCUUGGUGUUGGAGAGCUAUGAACGUGCUUACAGUAAUAUGGUCCGUGUUCAGCAGCUGUCAGAACUAGAGGAGGUAAUUGAUUACUGUACUCUUCCAUUGGGAAAUCCUGUUGCUGAAGAUCGGCGUGCUUUAAUUCGCAAUAUGUGGACUCAACGUAUUCAAGGAGCCAAACGUAAUGUCGAGGUCUGGCAAGCACUUUUGGGUGUUAGAGCUCUUGUGCUACCUCCUACGGAAGAUAUUGAAACUUGGCUCAAGUUUGCUUCUCUUUGUCGUCAGAAUGGGAGGCUUAGCCAGGCUAGAUCUACUUUAAUUAAACUCCUGCAGUAUGAUCCUGAGACAUGUCCUGAAAAUGUAAGAUACCAUGGGCCUCCUCAAGUGAUGCUCGCAUACCUAAAAUACCAAUGGUCCCUUGGGGAGGAUCUGAAACGAAAGGAAACAUUUGCUAGGCUGCAGAACUUGGCCAUAGAGCUCUCAAGUGCCCCAAAUAUUCAGUCUGAUACGUCAUCUGGUUUAAUGACUGGCAUGGGUGUGAAUGUUCCACUACUUGCCCGUGUGUAUCUUAGACUUGGAGCUUGGCAAUGGAUACUUUUUCCUGGAAUGGAUGAUGAUUCCAUUCAAGAAAUCCUUGAUGCAUUUAAGAAUGCUACUCGUUGUGCUCCAAAAUGGGCUAAAGCAUGGCACAAAUGGGCAUUGUUCAACACCGCAGUAAUGUCUCAUUAUACAAUUAGAGGUUUUCCAACUGUUGCUUCUCAAUUUGUUGUUGCAGCAGUCACUGGUUAUUUUCAUUCAAUAGCAUGUGCGGCCAAUGCCAAAGGUGUAGAUGAUAGUUUACAGGAUAUACUUCGCCUUCUCACAUUGUGGUUCAAUCAUGGGGCUACAACUGAAGUUCAAAUUGCAUUACAGAGAGGAUUUGCACAUGUUAAUAUCAAUACAUGGCUUGUUGUUCUGCCUCAAAUAAUUGCCAGAAUACAUUCAAAUAACCGUGCUGUGAGGGAACUGAUACAAUCACUUUUGGUCCGUAUAGGACAAAGUCAUCCCCAGGCCCUUAUGUAUCCUCUUCUUGUUGCAUGUAAAUCAAUAAGCAAUUUACGGAGAGCUGCUGCUCAAGAAGUUGUAGACAAAGUUCAGCAGCACAGUGGCGUGCUUGUGGAUCAGGCACAACUUGUAUCUCAGGAACUAAUCAGGGUUGCUAUACUUUGGCAUGAAAUGUGGCAUGAGGGACUGGAAGAAGCUAGUCGUCUGUAUUUUGGUGAACAUAACAUUGAAGGGAUGCUUAAAGUGUUGGAACCGUUACAUGAGAUGCUUGAGGAAGGGGCUAUGAGGGAAAAUACUACCAUAAAAGAGAGAGCAUUCAUAGAGGCAUACCGCCAUGAAUUAUUAGAGGCCUAUGAAUGUUGCGUGCAGUAUAAAAGAACUGGAAAAGACGCUGAACUCACCCAGGCAUGGGAUCUCUACUACCAUGUUUUCAAAAGAAUUGACAAACAGCUCCAGAGUCUUACCACCUUGGAUUUGCAAUCUGUUUCUCCUGAGUUGUUGGAAUGCCGUAAUUUGGAGCUUGCUGUUCCCGGGACAUAUCGUGCAGAAGCACCUGUUGUGACAAUAGCAUCAUUUGCAACCCAGCUUGUUGUUAUAACAUCAAAACAGCGACCACGGAAAUUGACAAUUCAUGGAAGUGAUGGGGAGGACUAUGCCUUCUUACUGAAGGGACAUGAAGAUCUACGCCAAGAUGAACGUGUCAUGCAGCUUUUUGGUCUAGUGAACACUCUGCUGGCGAAUUCUAGAAAAACUGCAGAGAAGGAUCUUUCUAUCCAACGAUAUGCUGUAAUUCCACUAUCUCCAAACAGUGGGCUAAUUGGAUGGGUUCCAAAUUGUGACACUUUACAUCAUCUAAUUCGAGAGUAUAGAGAUGCUAGAAAGAUCACAUUAAAUCAAGAGCAUAAAUAUAUGCUAAGUUUUGCUCCGGACUAUGACCAUUUACCACUUAUAGCAAAAGUGGAAGUAUUUGAAUAUGCUCUGCAAAAUACUGAGGGAAAUGAUCUAGCUAGGGUACUUUGGUUGAAAAGUCGCACAUCUGAGGUGUGGCUGGAGAGGAGGACAAAUUAUACAAGAAGUUUAGCGGUUAUGAGUAUGGUAUGCAUUUGCUUUAUUGAGAGAGCUAUCCCUUGAAAUGCUACAAAAUUC